AUGGACACCAAGACAGAGGAGGUGAAGACAGAGGAUGUGAAGAAUCCUACGGAUGCUUCCCCAGCUAUUAAGCAGCCAGAGUCACAGUCUAAAACCACAGACAACUCUUCUUCUCAACCCACUGCCCCACCACCAGCAGAGUCAUUUCCAGACCCAGAUGAAGAUGAUCUAGAUGACUUAGAUGGCAAGACCACCGCUUCUUUGAAGUUCUAG
Hymenoscyphus albidus is the source of this 213-nucleotide messenger RNA. The record is from the annotation of a GenBank genome assembly. NCBI's taxonomy places the organism in Eukaryota, Fungi, Ascomycota, Leotiomycetes, Helotiales, Helotiaceae.